CUUUCCCUUCAUGGAACUAAGAAUAAACAACAAAGAAUGUUCUUCCUCCUCAUCAAACUUUGAAUCAUCUUUGAACGAAGGCUAAGAAUCUAUCCAUUUUUGUAAAGCCAUGGCCUCAGGAAACGCCCUCCUGCUACUAUUUUUGGCCUACAAAACAUUACACCCAACCCAAUAGGCCACAACCCCACGUCUUUUUCUACAAAAGGAACUCUCUUUUCCUUCUCCUUUUGCGCCCCCUCCUCACAAAUGACCACUUUUCCCCUUUUCCUCUGCUUCUUUUGUGCCAUCUUCCUCAAUGGUGUGUUCCAGCAAACAGGAGUGGAUGCAGGUUGGACGUAUGGAGUGAAUUAUGGAAGAAUAGCAGAUAAUAUACCACCUCCUGAAAGUGUGGUGACACUUCUGAAAGCUGCAAAGAUAAAGAACAUAAGAAUCUAUGAUGCUGAUCAUGGAGUCCUGACGGCUUUCAAAGGUUCGGGUAUUGAGAUUGUGGUCGGUCUCGGGAAUGAAUAUCUGAAAGACAUAAGCGUCGGGGAGGAUCGUGCGAUGAACUGGAUUAAAGAGAAUGUUCAGGCGUUUCUCCCGGACACUCAUAUACGAGGGAUCGCGGUUGGGAACGAGGUGUUGGGGGGAACUGAUGUUGAGCUGUGGGAAGUUCUUGUGCCUGCAGUUAAAAAUGUUUACAAUGCUCUUUAUAGGCUUCAAUUGACAAGCAUUGUGCAAGUUUCAAGUCCACAUUCAGAAGCUGUUUUUGCAAAUUCAUUUCCACCUUCCUCCUGCAUUUUCAAGGAAGAUAUUGUGCCAGUUAUGAAGCCUCUUUUGGAGUUCUUCAACCUCAUUGGCUCCCCUUUCUUCAUUAAUGCAUAUCCAUUCUUGGCUUACAAGAAUGACCCUCAACAUAUUGAUAUCGACUAUGCACUUUUCAAGAAGAACAAGGGCAUCUUUGAUACCAAAACCAAUCUCCAUUAUGAUAACAUGUUCGACGCUCAAGUUGAUGCAGCUUACAUUGCACUCGAAAAGGCUGGCUACCCGAAGAUGCCCGUCAUUGUCUCCGAGACUGGCUGGGCUUCUCAUGGGGAUGAGAACGAAGCUGGUGCUACUUUGAAAAAUGCAAGGACAUACAAUCGAAAUCUACGUAAGAAGUUGAUGAAGAAGAAGGGAACUCCUUACCGUCCCAAAACCGUCGUCAGGGCUUACAUUUUUGCUCUCUUCAACGAGAACUCGAAACCGGGGCCAACGUCUGAGAGGAAUUUCGGUCUGUUCAAGGCCGAUGGCAGCAUUUCAUACAAUAUUGGCUUCACCGGACUCAAACCUUCCUCUGCAGCACCCUCAUCUCUUCUCUCUUUCAAGAACCUUGGAUUUGGCUGCUCUUAUUCAAUGAUUCUCACAGCUUCCUCUGCUGUUCUUAUGCUGAUUCUUGCAUCAUAGAAUCAAGCUUCAAUGACAUCAACACAACCACCUCAAGAUCAAGCACUCUGUAAAUUCUUUAACAGUGAUUAUCUGAAUUUUUAAGAGACCAACGGAUUGAUUUUCAUUUUUUCAACACAACAUUUCAACAAUGUAACACAAAGUUAAGGCUUUGCUUGAUGAUGAUAUUCAAAUUCCAUUAUUUCCA
Cucurbita moschata (crookneck pumpkin) is the source of this 1612-nucleotide messenger RNA. RefSeq names its product glucan endo-1,3-beta-glucosidase 14. Bases 247 to 1425 code for a protein of 392 amino acids. The transcript has 3 exons. Gene Ontology annotation, molecular function: hydrolase activity, hydrolyzing O-glycosyl compounds. Gene Ontology annotation, biological process: carbohydrate metabolic process. The record is from RefSeq and is a predicted model, not a curated record. Gene Ontology annotation, cellular component: plasma membrane. Lineage: Eukaryota; Viridiplantae; Streptophyta; Magnoliopsida; Cucurbitales; Cucurbitaceae.